This is a messenger RNA of Pygocentrus nattereri (red-bellied piranha), 3106 nucleotides long. It is a transcript of the gene camk1db, whose product is annotated as calcium/calmodulin-dependent protein kinase 1Db. Lineage: Eukaryota; Metazoa; Chordata; Actinopteri; Characiformes; Serrasalmidae. Gene Ontology annotation, cellular component: cytoplasm; intracellular anatomical structure. The record is from RefSeq and is a predicted model, not a curated record. Gene Ontology annotation, biological process: peptidyl-serine phosphorylation. The transcript is spliced from 11 exons. Gene Ontology annotation, molecular function: ATP binding; calmodulin binding; calcium/calmodulin-dependent protein kinase activity. The coding region runs from base 529 to 1707 and encodes 392 amino acids.
CACCUGCCGCUCUCUGUAAUGACUCAGUUCUCUCGGUCAGCUCGCCUCGGCCGUCUGUGCGGCAGCACACCGGCUCACUCUGCUCUGCGGGCUGUCAGUCGGGCUACUAGUUCUACAGCGAGACCGUCGCCUCAGCACUGGUUCACUGGUGCCCAGAGCUCAGCCAGUCCACCGAGAGUUAAGACUAAAAUGACUCAGACAUACAGGAGAGUUUCUAUGCCUGUUGGGUUGGACUGCCUUCCCUCAGCAGGGGUGACUCGGCGAGGCGGUAUCUGCAUCACUCGAUUGGAUUAGUCACAUUUUCGGCUAGCCCGCUACGUAAAGCAUCUCUAUGGUGGCGUCUGUAAGUUAGCGGAGUGAGCACAGCAGCAGCGGGAGCUCCGAGCUCGACUGAGAAUCUCCACAACCUUCUGUCUGCCGAGUUUAACGGUUUGAUUGUGUUCGUGCUGCCGCCGCACCCUGGGUCACAGAACGGGGGCAGCUCUCUCUUUUUUUGUUCUACUUACGGAGUGUUAGCCCUGCGCCAACAUGGCCAGGGGAAACGAAGAGUCCGUGAAUGGAUCUUGGAAAAAGCAAGUCGAUGACAUCAAGAAGAUUUUUGACCUUAAGGAGAUCCUGGGAACGGGAGCAUUCUCAGAAGUGGUUCUCGCUCGAGAGAAGACCACAGGGAAGAUGUAUGCGGUGAAAUGCAUCCCUAAGAAAGCUCUGAGAGGGAAGGAGAGCAGCAUUGAAAAUGAAAUUGCUGUACUCAGGAAGAUCAAGCAUGAGAACAUUGUAGCUCUUGAGGACAUUUAUGAGAGCCCGGACCACCUGUACCUCAUCAUGCAGCUUGUCUCCGGAGGAGAACUGUUUGAUCGGAUUGUGGAGAGAGGCUUUUACACAGAGCAAGAUGCCAGUGAUUUGAUAAAACAGGUUCUGAAUGGAGUCAACUACCUCCAUUCUCUGGGUAUAGUGCACAGAGACCUCAAGCCAGAGAAUUUGUUAUACUUCAACCAAGAUGAGUCCAAAAUCAUGAUUAGCGACUUUGGCCUGUCCAAGAUGGAAGGAGCUGCAAAUGACAUCAUGUCUACAGCCUGUGGAACUCCAGGAUAUGUUGCUCCAGAGGUUCUGGCGCAGAAGCCCUACAGUAAGGCAGUAGACUGUUGGUCUAUUGGUGUUAUUGCUUACAUACUGUUAUGCGGCUAUCCACCUUUUUAUGAUGAGAAUGACUCCAAACUGUUUGAGCAAAUUCUCAAGGCUGACUAUGAGUUUGAUUCACCAUACUGGGAUGAUAUCUCAGACUCAGCCAAAGAUUUCAUCAGUAAUCUGAUGCAGAAGAAUCCAGAGAAGAGGUUCACAUGUGAUGAGGCUCUUCAGCAUCCAUGGAUAGCUGGGGACACUGCCCUUCGUAAGAAUAUCCAUGAGUCUGUCAGCCGGCAGAUGAAGAAGAACUUUGCUAAAGCCAAAUGGAGACAAGCCUUUAACGCUGCAGCGGUGAUCCGACAUAUGAAGCGUCUACAGCUGGGCAGCAGUUUAGGCAGCAGUAUUGACUCGACUCAACACAGAAACCAGAACCAAACCCCCAUGCCUAUCAAGAGCCAGUCUGUCGAUGUGUCCUCCAUCAGCCGUAAUGACUUUGCAUCCCAGAGAGGCUCGAACACGGGAGCAAAGGAGAAGCGAUGUACAAGGCCUUCCACCGUCACCACCAUCAUCACUGGAUCCAAGUGAUGCCACCUUUUUAGAGGACCAUUUGAAGACCACAGCACCUUCUCUCCUCUUCCAUUGGUCAUGUUUUCUCUCCACCCUGAUCAGCCUGUGAUCUUGCAGCUGUCAGUCAGUAGCACAGUCUUCACCCUUCACUGUGCCAGAAGGUGCCAUGUCCUACAUGAGGAGUUCAAACACGUGGUGUGAAGAUAGACUCUUGCUGAUGAAAGCUGCUAUUGACUUAUCUCACACCUGUAUUCUGUUGUGGAGGUGAUUUUGACUGAUGUGACUCGUUCAUGUGAUGCACUAUGGCGUUAAUAUGGAGUUAAUGGACUAUUUAAAGCUGCUUUUAGUCUGAAAUUAUGAAGGAAAAGUACCAUAAAGUACAUAAAUUAUGUAUAUACAUAGAAUUAUUAUAUGGCCUGUUUAUUUCAGCUAGUUCUAGUUUCUUACAUUAUGAUUGAGCAAAAAAACACAGCAGCAUUUUCCACUAAAAACCAAAUGAGAUGUUAGAUGAUCACAUGCAGCAAAGGUUCAGAUUGAGUUUUUUCCAGUACUGGGCCUGCAUGUUAAGGUAAUACAGGUUUGUGAUUGGUCACACCAUCAACUGCAACCCAGUAAUGAAUCAGUAUUAUAAUACACAAGCUGAAAAGAAAAUACUAUUUGUUGAUUUGUUUAAAUGGCGUCAAACUUCAUGUUUACAUGACAGCAGUAAUUCAUUUAUUUAUAAGUGAAACUAUAUGAAUAUCAAACUGUAUAACUAGAGCAUGCAUCCUUCUUAGGUACCAAAGCGUUGUACUGUAAAGACUGUAGAGUGACUGAAGUGAUACUUGCUCUUACAGUGUUGUUUGUGCUAUUAAUUUUGGAAAACGAGGCACUGGACUAUCAUUUAGUUUUUCACCUGUGAACAAGUCACUGAGUAGCAUAGAGCUUAUAGUGUAGUGCUGAAAGAUGCAGUUUGAUUUUGUCCCUGUGCGUGGGUAUUGGUGAUGUGUUUGAUGAUGUAAGAUUCUUGGUAUGAAAUGUUACCUGGAGUGGACCAUUUUAUUUUUUUCAUGUACUUUGGAUUAUUUUUGACUUGCUUUGAAAUAGUUACUAUUGUAUUUUUCCAUGUUACUGAAAUUUAUAAAUGCUCUCAGGAGGACCUUUGAAAAUGGUUGACAGUAAUUCCAUAGAUCCAGCUUUGUAUAAUCAGUUCUUUUAAUGUCAGAUUAAUGGAUUGUAUGGAACCUGUUACCACAAGUACGUAUUCCAUAUGCCACAAGGUGUAUUUUAGACUGCAUCUUGAUGCGUCAUCCUUCACUUAGAGAUGAAGAAAGAGAUGAGCAGAAUUGCCUGAGGAGUAAAAUAAGUGGUACAAACCCAGUUCCAGUCAGGACAGUGUGUGAAAUGCUAAUAAAAACAAAAAGCACUGAGUAGUAAA